AUGGGUGGUAACGUUCUCCCCAUUCAUUAUGAUCCUAAAACCGUCAAACAACUAACGAAGGAAAUUACAGUUGCAUCAUGCGUAGGAGCCGCUCAGGGUGCACUAUUAAGUAUUACCACAGCACUGCUGCUAAGAAGAUUUUCUUUAGUAUAUAGAAACGUCAGAACUCAAGUACGUGUGUUUUACCAUUGUUCGUGGAUCUCGAUGGGUGCUGUUUUCAGAGCUGAUAAACAGUUGGUUAAAUUUCAAACGAAUUAUUAUCGAGAGGAACAGAAAAGAAGAGAAAAGAUUUUAGACGAGGCUGCCGACAGAGGUUUGUUUUUGGAAGACGAUAGUUUGAGCUCUUCUAGAUCAACCACAUGA
This is a messenger RNA of Saccharomyces eubayanus, 363 nucleotides long. RefSeq names its product Rcf3p (gene RCF3). Bases 1 to 363 code for a protein of 120 amino acids. The record is from RefSeq and is a predicted model, not a curated record. Lineage: Eukaryota; Fungi; Ascomycota; Saccharomycetes; Saccharomycetales; Saccharomycetaceae. The transcript has 2 exons.